Cottoperca gobio is the source of this 2229-nucleotide messenger RNA. RefSeq names its product vascular cell adhesion protein 1-like. Bases 323 to 1660 code for a protein of 445 amino acids. The record is from RefSeq and is a predicted model, not a curated record. NCBI's taxonomy places the organism in Eukaryota, Metazoa, Chordata, Actinopteri, Perciformes, Bovichtidae. The transcript has 8 exons.
AUCAUCCUUAUAAGGUAUGCUCUCUGUUUAUACAUUAUAGGAAGUCGACUUGGUUUUAAAGUGUGACAGUUCAAAAGGGAAGUUGGUUUGUAAAACUUGAAUGAAUUUUAUUAUUUUCACUUCAAACCAUCCAAAGGGUUUAACAGUCGCUCUUUUCUGACGCGGGCUAUUUUGGUAAGAAAACAUCAUUUGCUUUGAUUCUUGUCUAUCUCAGAGUCGUUGUCUGUUACUGAACUCGGGACAUUGUGUCUGUGCAGAGCAGGAUGAAUGCUUUGUAAAAGUUGCGGCAUUAUUGUGUUUGCAAAUCCAGGUGAAGAGUUUCAUGGCAGUCCAGUCUGUGAGACUUGUGACAGCCAACAUGUUGCUGAGUGUCUUCUUUCUGUCUGGUGCUUACGCUGCUUGUGAUCGUGUGGCACACCUUUCAAUUACAACACCUCAGAAGAUGGAAGCACUGAGUGGAUCCUGUCUGCAUAUCCCAUGUACCUUCACUCCUGACGAAAGCUCAGGGACAUUUGACGGAACAAAACCAAUCUCUGGAAUGUGGAAAAAAGGAAAUGUCGCUGCAGGUCAAGUGAUUUUCGACAGCAGCAGGAGUGAUAAUAUCUAUCCAAUGAAUAUCACUGGAGACCUGAGUCAGAACAACUGCACCACUUUAUUUUCCAGUUUAAUCUCAAAUUACACAAACACAUACUUCUUCAGAAUUGAGAAUAAGCCAUUUCUGGCAACAGCUGAUUGUGAUCCUCUUCAAAUAAAAGUUAAAGAUUCUCCUCCGAGCCCCACAAUUGAGAUCUCAGGUGAUGUGAAGGAGAACGUGUCUGUCACUAUAAGCUGCUCCGCUGCAACUCCCUGUCCACACGACCCUCCUCAACUCACCUGGACUCUCCAACAAAACCCCGACAACAUAAUAAAGGAAAACGCAGAUCGGACCUUCACAACUAAAAUCCAGAAGACCUUCAUUCUGUCAGACCAACAUGAUGGAUUGAACAUCACCUGCUCUGCCAGUUAUCCUGUGAAUGAAGGGACAGAUCACAAGACAGCAGAGGAGACAAAGACUCUCAAUGUUUCAUAUGCUCCCAAGAACACCUCAACGUCCAUCAGUCCAUCCUCAGGUUGGGCAACAGACAGCAGGGUGAACCUGAGCUGCUCCAGCACAGCCAACCCUCCCGUCAGCAGCUUCACCUGGUUCAAGAAGAGCAACGAUGGAGCCGUCAGAGUGUCUGAAGGAAGAUGUUACAGCUUCAAUGUGACAGGUGGAGGGGUUUAUUACUGUGUGGCCACAAAUGGUCUCGGUAAUCAAACCUCUUCAGACAUCCAGCUCACUGUAGAAGACCCUGCCAAAGACUUCAUGGUCGUCAGUCCUGCUGAUCCAGUGUCAGUUGGCAGCGAGGUGAACCUGACUUGCUCCUUCAGAGGAAACCCUCCUGUUAGCUUUGUCUGGCUCAUGGUGAGCAGUGAUGGCAGCCUGCAGCAGAUCAAAGGUGAGCAUCAGUCUGGACCGGUUGAUGUUGAAGUUAUAGUGAAGAUCCUGGGAAUCAUAAUGCUCGUCAGUACAAUGAUCAUCUUUGAAUGCUGGUUUAGAUCAAGACAUGCCACCAAACCAGUGAAGGACGCAGUAGAAGCAGACUAUGUCAACAGUGUGGUUGAGUUAAAACCAUCCUGAGUCACAAGGAGAGGAGGAAGAUGUUAUGUUCACUAUAAGGUGAACAAAAUACUGUAUUCUGUAUUGAUUAGUCUUAGUGUGCCACUUGCAAUCAAAUGUAGCUUUGCUGUUAAUAUUAAAUGGCACUACUUUCUUUAAAUAUGACUUUAAACUUGUGUUAAAAAUAUUUGAAGGUUUUUUUUUCUUAUCUGUUUCUAUUCAAAUCAUAUCACCAAAGUAAAAACAUAUUAAAUAAUGUAUCUCAUGUUGAACUGGUUUUUAAUUGUGUUAAGAUGUUAAGAUGCUUCGACCACGUGUUUGAUUUGCAUUGCUUCUCUGCUGUUUGCAUCAGAUGCAUGUGAAGUGUGUUGAAUUAAACACAAACGAGGUGUAAUGUUUGAACUUUCUGAUUUUCUGCAAAGAAGCUUUUCAUGGAGCAGAACGUGUUUAUGAAGAAAGCAUUUCAUCACUUCUUCUAUCAUUCUGCACGUAUACAAACAGACUCACGAUAUCUGUGUUACUGUGGAGAUGACUGCAGAUACAACAUUGCACUAACUGUAUGUGUGAAUGAAAUAAAGUUAAUACUUUCA